AUGAUCCAGGUUCUCCUUGGCGACCCUGGUGCUGGAAAAUCUAGUCUCGUUCUGCGAUUUGUCAAAGGGCAGUUUGUUGAGUUUCAGGAAUCAACAAUUGGUGCUGCCUUCUUUUCACAAACAUUGGUUGUGAAUGAUGCUACUGUGAAGUUUGAGAUAUGGGACACAGCAGGUCAAGAGAGAUACCACAGCCUUGCACCCAUGUACUAUCGGGGAGCUGCAGCAGCAAUUAUUGUGUAUGACAUUACGAAUCCGGCCUCAUUUGAUCGGGCAAAGAAAUGGGUGCUAGAACUUCAAGCACAAGGUAAUCCAAAUAUGGUUAUGGCUCUGGCUGGGAACAAGGCUGAUUUGCUUGAUGAUAGGAAGGUGGCAGCUGAGGCAAGUGUCUAGACCUGUUGAACUCCUGCACUAUUUCUCUCUCUUUCUUACUUCGUCUGAGGCACAAGUCUACGCUCAGGAGAAUGGCCUUUUCUUUAUGGAAACCUCAGCAAAAUCUGCAACGAAUGUCAACGACAUUUUCCAUGAAAUAGCGAAAAGACUACCACGAGUUCAGCCUUCACAGAACCCCGCUGGGAUGGUUCUCACGGAUAGACCCGCUGAAAGGGCAGCUAGUGCGACCUGCUGUUCAUAAAAUGCUGAUGUUUCAGUUUCUCCAAUAUGUACCUUCUGAGUGGCUAAUCUUCUGGUAGUGAAUGCUGAAUCGUAUUGUAAUCCCAUUGAUUGAUCGGUUGGAUGGCGUGUGCUAAGACGUGUACAUGAAUGCUUGAUUUGGAAACUCGGUGAAAGAACAGAAUCAGAGUGAUUCUGGUGUUUGCUUUAUCUGUGUAGUAUCCUUUAAAGUACACAUGGGUAUCCCGGACAAAAUGCGAAGACCAUUGUAAUUCCCCCCUUUUUCUUUUUGUUAUAUACUUCUAUUACCUGGGUUGCUGAUUGUGAGUCUCCGACGACGUCCGUGCUCGUCCUGUUUACGCUGUUAUAUCAUAAAUAAUAAUGUGAGCCGGAUGCAAAUAUUCAAUAGCCCCGUUGUGGUCUCAACAGGAAGAUAGCUCAUUGUUAUCUCCACUAUGACGAUUUAGCAGUAAUAUUCUAUCUUGGCCUGCAAUUAAGUGUAAA
This is a messenger RNA of Linum tenue, 1113 nucleotides long. NCBI's taxonomy places the organism in Eukaryota, Viridiplantae, Streptophyta, Magnoliopsida, Malpighiales, Linaceae. The record is from the annotation of a GenBank genome assembly.